AUGGCUGCUGAUAUAUGGGGAUUUGAAGUGAAGGCUAAAGAUAUUGGAGGUGAAGGAAGAGUUGAUAGGGAAGUAUGUUGGGAUUAUGCUAAGUGUGGUGCCGCCCUCCUUUACCAAAAAAAAUUAAGAUUAGAUUCCACUGUUUGGAAGUGUCCAUGUCAGGUCACUCUUCCUUGUUUGAAAACCCUUGACAUCACUGUUUAUACAAAUCCUUUAGUCAGUGCCUUUAAACUCAUUAGUGGUUGCCCAGUACUUGAAAGUUUAUAUUUGAAAGUAGGGUACGUAGGUUUUGUACAUUACACAUUCAAUAUUCCUACUCUAAAACGGUUGAAACUAACAUUGCUAUGUUCAUCGGAUAUCAACGAAGUUAUUAUAGACGUCCCUAAUCUUGAAUAUCUAUUCGUUGGUGGAAUAAUGUGCUCAGUUUUUGUAGUGAAAAAUGUAUUGUCUCUUGUUGAGGCUUCUAUUUCGGUCCAUGGUUUAUCUGUUCAUCUGUGGGAUGAGCUUCUUAAGGGAAUAAGUGGAGUUAAAUCACUUUCAAUUAAAACAAUGCCAACUAAUUUACUUCUGCCUAUAUUUCCGAAUAUGGAGCACUUGGAGUUGAAAAGUUUGUGGAGUUCUACACUAAUCCUGGAAUUUCUUGAAAAUUCUCCUAAGCUGAAACAUCUUCAUAUCAAUAAGCUUGCAGCUUCUUGCUGGAUCGAACCGGUUUUGGUUCCAGCUUGUAUGCUAACAAACCUUACAACCAUCAAGUUUUCAAAUUGCCAGUAGUGGAAGUAUGAUAUACCGUUUCUGAAAUACACGCUAGGGAAUGCUGAGGUGUUAAAGACAGUAACGAUCACUUGGGAAGACUCAAGGGUAGAAGAAGAAGGAGAGUUGUGUGUAGAGUUGCUUAAGCUUCCAAGGGCUUCCAGGAAUUGUGAGAUCCAUUUUCUGAAAUGAACGCCAUAUGUAAUAACACUAUAAACCUUUAAUACUUUUGAAUUUUAUUUGAGUUUUUCACUUUAUUAGG
This is a messenger RNA of Helianthus annuus (common sunflower), 1012 nucleotides long. Its product is annotated as FBD-associated F-box protein At3g52670. Lineage: Eukaryota; Viridiplantae; Streptophyta; Magnoliopsida; Asterales; Asteraceae. The transcript is spliced from 5 exons. The record is from RefSeq and is a predicted model, not a curated record. The coding region runs from base 1 to 771 and encodes 256 amino acids.